Dermatophagoides farinae (American house dust mite) is the source of this 1271-nucleotide messenger RNA. RefSeq lists its product as uncharacterized. NCBI's taxonomy places the organism in Eukaryota, Metazoa, Arthropoda, Arachnida, Sarcoptiformes, Pyroglyphidae. The record is from RefSeq and is a predicted model, not a curated record.
UUGGCAUGAUAAUCAAUAGUGAAAUAAAUCACCGAUUUAAUUAGAAAAAGAAAAAUCUUUUUUUUUCUGUAAUUUUCCGACAAACUAAACUAAACUAGAAAAAAAAAUUAAUUUCCAAACAUCAAUCAAAAACAACAUGAUGGCAACAACAAGUGUUUACUACAUGACAUGUAUCAUAUGUUUUCUCAACAUAUUCAUUAUUCAAUUGAUACAAAUGUAUCCGAAUAAUAAAUUUCCCGCUGCUGAUGAUGAUUAUCAUACAAUUUUAGCACAAUCUAUGAAUCAAGAUUAUCACCACCACCGAUAUCGACCACAACAACAUCGUCCGAUUAUGAUCCCUAAUAGUAAUCAUAGACGCCCACAUAUUCGUUCAGAUGUUCACAAAAUAUUGGUGGAAAAAUUAUCUUCACCAACAUCAACCACCAAUGAACAUCGGUCACAACAACAACAUCAUACACAAUGUAAUGCUACGGUUAUUUCAUCUAGUCGUUUAUUAAUACCGAAUGAAUGUGCACCAAACGGUAAUCAUAUGGAAACCAUACAAAUUUAUCCAGUAAAUAAUACAAAUGAUAAAAUCAUUCGUCGUAAUGGUCGUACUAUAUUCCGUUUACAACGUACAAAAAAUAGUCUUGUUGAAUUAAAUGAAACAAUUCCUGUAAGUAAUGAUAAUAAUAGGCCAGAAUAUCGACAAGAACCACAACAACAACAAUAUCCAUCCAAUGCGAUCGAUAUGAUCAACAACAAUGUUAAUGAACCAUAUUAUAAUGAAUUUGGUGAUGAACAAUUGGAUGGACGACAAUUUCUACCACCAUUUAUAGCACCACCAUUUGUGGCACCACCAAUAAUUUCACCAUUACCAAUAAUACCUGGUUUUGCAUAUGAAUAUGAAUAUUUUGAAUAUCAAUGGUGUCGACCAUAUGCAAUCGAAAUAAGUAUAUGUGAAUUAUGUGUAUGGGUACCAACGGUUUGUCCAAUCAUUUUCUAGUGAAUGAAUUUUAUGAUUUUUAAAAAACUAAUUGAAAAUUGAAACGAAAAAAAUUCAUUUCACAUAAAUCUGUUCUGUUUGAAUAAGAGAAAGAAAAAAAAUUUCAAAAUUUAUUUAUGACUUUUGAAUGAUUUUUACACACACACACACACACACACACACACACACACACUAAAUACUUUUGAUAAUCUUAUUUGAAACAUCUUUAAAAUUCACACAACACACACACACACAAAUUAUUAUCAAAUAUAUGCGUGGGCCGAUGAAAAUGAAAAUGAAAUAAUCA